GCCGAAUCAUUUCUGCCUCUCUAUGAAACCAUAACGUUUCCUCUUACAUAGCCGCCAUCUCUUCCACUCUCUCUCUCUCUCUCUCUCUCUCUCAAAUUACUUUUCUCUCUCCAAAACCAGUCUUUUCCCUUUUCCCCAAACUACAUCUCUCUAUCUAAACGAUAUUUAUAAGCCUACCCUAGCUUAUACGCAGACACACUUUUUCCUAUCUAAAACCAGUUUAUUUCCUUCCCCACGUAUCCCCUUUCUCUCUCUAAAACCAUUGUUUUACCUUUCCAGAACUACCCUAGCUUCCACCCCAACAUCUCUCUCUCUGUAACCCACUAGCCAUGGCGGAGGAAUACUUGAAAGCAGCAGACGGCAACCAUAUGACGGCCAUGGCCCUGGCCCAAGCGGGCCUAACGCACAUGUUCGGCGUGGUCGGCAUCCCGGUGACUGGCCUCGCCAACGCAUGUGUCGCCCGCGGCAUCCGCUUUGUUGCCUUCCGCAACGAGCAGGCUGCCGGAUAUGCGGCCGCCGCCCACUCCUACCUCACCUCUGCCCCAUCCCUUCUCCUUACGGUCUCUGGCCCUGGCUGUGUCCACGCCCUCCCCGCCCUCGCCCAUUGCCAGGCCAAUGUUUGGCCCCUCAUCCUCAUCUCCGGCUCCUGUGACCAAGCAUCGGCGGGGAAGGGUGAUUUUCAGGAGCUUGACCAGCUGGCCGCCACCCGCCCCUUCACCAAGUUUUCAGGCCGCGCAACAACUAUUCGGGAGAUCCCUGCCGUUGUCGCCAAUGCUCUUGCUUCAUCUGCCUUGGGCAGGCCGGGUCCUGUGUAUAUCGACCUCCCCUCCGAUGUGCUACACCAGACUGUUCCCUAUGGUGAGGCCCUCGAGCUCGCAAAGCUUGUCCCACCAUUUGUGCCGACCUUUCAGAACCCUAGCCCCAGCCCUGAACUCUUUGCUUCGGGGCAAGCAGUUGAUGAGGCUGCAGCUUUAUUGAGGCAUGCCGAGCGGCCCCUGAUUGUGUUUGGGAAAGGGGCGGCCUACGCGAGGGCUGAGACGGAGUUGCAGGAGCUUGUAAAGCUCACAGGCAUCCCUUUCUUGCCGACACCGAUGGGCAAGGGGCUCGUCUCCGACACGCACCCGCGUGCUGCCACCGCUGCCCGCUCCCUUGCCCUCGCCCAGUGCGAUGUGGCUCUUGUUGUUGGCGCCCGCCUCAAUUGGCUUCUCCACUUUGGCGAGCCCCCCAAAUGGUCGCCAAACGUGAAAUUCGUACUCAUUGAUAUUGACAAAAGCGAGAUUGAUCUUAGGAAACCUCAUCAAGGGCUUGUAGGGGAUGCUCUACUGGUAUUGAACCAGCUCAAUAAGGCAAUUAAGGAUGACCCAUUUUAUUUGGGGGACUCCCACCCAUGGAUCGAGAAGCUCGUGAAGAAGGCAAGGGACAAUGUCGAGAGGAUGGAGAUGCAAUUGCAGAAGGAUGUGGUGCCGUUCAAUUUCAUGACGCCAUUGAGGAUCAUCAGGGAUGCUAUAAUUGCAGAGGGUUCGCCAGCGCCCGUGGUGGUGUCAGAGGGGGCUAACACUAUGGAUUUGGGGAGGGCAGUGUUGGUGCAGACGGAGCCAAGGACGAGGCUGGAUGCGGGGACGUGGGGGACAAUGGGAGUGGGUUUGGGAUUCUGCGUGGCAGCCGCCAUGGCGAUGCCUGAGAGGCUUGUGGUUGCGGUGGAGGGGGACUCUGCAUUUGGGUUUAGCGGAAUCGAGCUCGAGACCUUGGUAAGGUACCAACUGCCUGUAGUUGUGAUUGUCUUCAACAACAAUGGAGUCUAUGGUGGUGAUCGGAGGAAUCCCGAAGAAAUUUCGGGGCCAUAUAAAGAUGACCCUGCACCCACUUCCUUUGUUCCAGAGGCAGCUUAUCACACGAUGAUGGAAGCAUUUGGAGGCAAAGGUUAUCUUGCAAGCACGCCUCAAGAGCUCAAAUCUGCUCUCACGGACUCAUUCUCUGCUAGGAAGCCAGCACUUAUAAAUGUGAUGCUUGAUCCUUACGCUGGCACAGAGAGCGGGAGAAUGCAACACAAGAACUAAGGUUGUCUUGUUCCAGUAUCUCGAGACUAAAAUAUCUUUCUUUUGAUACCAAGCUUCAUCAGCUGCGGCCAACCACCAAAUAUAACACAUUUUGGAAACUUCAGCAUCUUUUUUUUUUUUAAUUGGAUUCCAUGGGUCAACCCGAUUUUGGAAACUUCAGCUUCUUUUUUCUUUUCUUUUUUUAAUUGAUUUCCACUGGUCAACCCAAGUAAACUUUUGGGCAGCGGUUGGGUUUAGCUAGCAAGGUGGGUCAAUAAAUAUUGCACUGCAUGAAUAAACUAGCUUGUAAUGUAUGGGAACUUGGUAUAAGGAUUUGGUUGGGAGCUGGUUCCCCUUCUUGGUUACUUUGAAUAAGAAUUUGGUUGAGAGCUGGUACUUCUUU
Molecule: messenger RNA, 2439 nt
Organism: Amborella trichopoda
Lineage: Eukaryota; Viridiplantae; Streptophyta; Magnoliopsida; Amborellales; Amborellaceae
Product: Thiamine pyrophosphate dependent pyruvate decarboxylase family protein
Biological process (GO): fatty acid alpha-oxidation
Cellular component (GO): peroxisome
Molecular function (GO): magnesium ion binding; catalytic activity; thiamine pyrophosphate binding
Source: RefSeq, a predicted model, not a curated record